Ruditapes philippinarum (Manila clam) is the source of this 5157-nucleotide messenger RNA. RefSeq lists its product as uncharacterized. The coding region runs from base 270 to 4091 and encodes 1273 amino acids. Gene Ontology annotation, molecular function: transcription corepressor activity. Gene Ontology annotation, biological process: negative regulation of gene expression. The transcript is spliced from 14 exons. NCBI's taxonomy places the organism in Eukaryota, Metazoa, Mollusca, Bivalvia, Venerida, Veneridae. The record is from RefSeq and is a predicted model, not a curated record. Gene Ontology annotation, cellular component: nucleus; cytoplasm.
GUCUUUCAUCAGGAAUGCGCAUGCGUAUCAUUUGUGAAAAAGACGAGAGAGCCAUUCUACUUUCGGUUUUAAGAAGAAUUAUUUGUAGAUAAACCCAAACGGCAAGCUGGUAUAAGUAUCACUGACAAUUGCAGAUAUUUCAGAAGCAGAGCCUAAAAAUGACAAAAAAGACACAGAUAUCAAAGAAUAACUACAGAAAGAUGAUACAGUUCAACUAUACUCUAGCUCAGAUUCUUCAGAAUCCAUUGUAAACCAUUCCAUGUGAAGACAUGGAUGAACAAAUUAGAGAGUGGGAAAAUUCUUCAACUUCUUCUAUGACCAGUAUAACACAUAUUCCAGAUGAUAAGGAAAAAAAUAUUAAAUUAGACACAGUUUCUGAAGAAAUAGGUGUAUGUCCUUUACAAGGGACUGAUUGUGUAUCUGGUCGUAAAGUUGACAAUGCUGCUUAUAUACCUGAAACUCAAAUUGCCAGAGGUGAAGAAGAAAACCAAGUUUUCAGGAUAAAGAAAGUUGGUAAUAGUUAUGUUCUCAAACAUAACAAUCUUAAAGUAAAAAUCCCACAGUUGGACGGAGCUUCGGGUGUGAGUGUUGAUGAAGAUAUCAUCUUGAUUGAUAAUGAGCCUAUAUAUGAUAUAGAAAUAAACAAUGGAAAAGUAAAGAUAUCUAAAAUAGGAGAUGCUGAAUGUGAAGUGAAUAGAAGUGACAACAAUAGCACAAAUAAUUCAGGAAAUAAUGAAACUGGCCUAUAUGUCGAACGUCAGCAGCAUCAAAAUGUUGAAGAAGAAUCAGACUUGAAAAAAGUAAGGGGAACAAGUCAAGAUAUGCAAAAUGUUUUGUAUCCACCACAAGAGAAUAGACCAAAUCCACUGAACCAUCAAGAUACAGUGGCUGAUGUCAAACAUACUGGCUCAUUUGAUGCUGAUGUAUUGAAACAAGGAGGGAAAACAGCUUUUGAUAAUCCAGGAGAACAACAGCCAUCAUUUGAAGAGGAUGAUAAACCACCUAUACCAGCCCCUAGAUCUAAAAAUAAAGAAAAUAAAUUGGAAAAUGAGCAGGACUUAAAAUCUUUACCAACUCUUCCACCAAGGGCAAGGAGAAAUUCUCAAAAUCAGCCUCCUGAAAUGAAAAUACAAGAACCAAUGAGUCCAAAAGCACAACAGAUGUAUAAGAAGGUAACCUUUAAAGUAACUUAUUCUUUGACUGGCAGCACUGAAAGAAAAGAGACAGAAAUAGAAAAGAAGAUGAGACAGUUGGAUUACAUGAAAUGGAAAUUUGCAACCAUUGAUUUAAAAUCAUUUUGUGCCAACCUGCAAUUUUCUUCACGAAAGCAACAAUAUUUGUUUCAAGUGAAUGAUGGCAUUUUGCAGGUAGAUAUUGGCUCUGUAAGCGAUGCUUCUCAAAUUGAAAAACAUAUUGAUUACAUUGUAGACAUGGUUAUUGAAUAUUCAAAAAAUUGUAUUGUUAGACAAGUUUUUUUUGAUAGUAAAAUAAGAAGGGAAGAUGUGGAAAUAGCUGUUCAGGAACUUAGUGUUAUGAAAGAGGGUAUAUACUAUGCAGAGAUUAACAAUGAAGAAUUUCAUGUGAUCAUAAUCUGUCAUCAGUCUAUUGCUGAUCAAAUUGUUGAAGGAAUUAGAAAAAAGAUCAGUAAACUUGAAGCAGGCAGUAAGAGACAUACUGCAAGAAUUAAAAAGCCCCCAGUUUUUAGAAAGAAAAUGGAAAAAGAAUCAUUUAAAGAGCUAUGGUUACAGAGGUUUCCUUCAGUUAAUAUAAGACAGAAAUAUAUUGAAACAAAUCAUGAGCUUUUAGUGACCCUUGAAGGUCCAAAGCCAGAAAUUGAGGAAGCUGUAGCUAUGAUUGAACAAGAAUAUCUUUGCAAUGAAGUCAGUUUCACGCAUGUCAAAUAUUCUUCACAGUUCAGCAAUAUUGUGGAUGUGCUAUGUGAAUUUACCUGCUCCUUGCAAAUUGAUGAAGAUAUUUCAGUGGAUAUAAAUGGAGAAAAAGAAACAAUUGGGAUAUGUAGUACAUCUUCAGAUACAAAUACAGAUGAAGUCACAAACAUGGUAAAGAAAUGCAUCAGAAGAAAAGAAAUUAAUAAGCAAGUAAAUGGUCCUGAUUUCACCUCUGACUUUGUUGAAGAAUUAAAAGAGAAAUUAGACGAGAAGCACAAACCAUUCAUUCAUCUGACUUUUGUGAAUGAAGGGUUAAUAAGGGUUUACGGGUUGAUAGAACACAUGAACUCCUGCUUUAGCAACAUAGAAAAAAAGGUACAUGCAGAGAGAAAAGCGGGAUCCACUGUGCAUAAGUCGUCAAAAGAACAGUCACAACCAACAAGUUCAUGUGUGAAGGAAAUUAUUAGAAUUGAGAAUCCUUUGGUAUAUGAAUGUAUUUGCAAGUCUGAACAAUUCAGGUCAGUAGCAAAGAGAGGUGAUAUCCAAGUAAAGCAGCUCAACUCUAAUUUGAAUGGUUUUGAAAUACAUGUAACUGGUUUGAAAGAAGCUGUCGACAGUGUUAAAUAUGAGGUUAAGGAAAUAGAGAAGAAUAUUAAAGAGUAUACAAUGGAUUGUGAAGUAGAAGGCAACUGUGUGCCAAACUUAAUAGAGCAUAUACACAAUUUAGAAAAAAGCUCUGAUAUGGUUGUAAAGACAGAAAAAGUACAAAUUGAACCAAUAUCCUAUGACUCCAAGAAAAUACAAUGGAUUUUUGCUCAAGGGAGUACUGUACAAAUUGCAAAAAGCUGUUCAUUACCUGGUAAAAAAGUAUUGGUGAGAUUUGAAGAAGAAUCAAUAAAAACAAAACAAGGAGUGAAGAUGAGUGAAAGUGAUAUUGUGGUAUCAGUUCCAAAAUGGGUAGGUGGUUCUGCAAAAGAGAAAAUCAAUCUUUCUGAGAGGUUUAAUGAAUGUCUGCAAGCUUGUUUAGACAGGUCACUUCAUCACAUAGAUGUAAUUGUUGGCAAGGUAUCCUGGAAAAUGCAAACAUUUGUGAAGCAGCUGCUCGUGGCUGAUUUGUUGAAAGAGUUGUUGCAAAAAAGAAUGACUCCUUGUCUAAGUGUUUGCUUUUGUGGCAGUGAUGAGAAGAUAUGUGAUGAUAUUUACACAGCCUGCUGUGGAUUCUUCAAAGGUGUUUUUUCUACAAUGCCAGCAGAUGAAAGACGUGUUACUGUUACCGUUACAAAUGGUAAUCUUGCUGACACAAAGGCUGACAUUUUGGUGAACUCGGUUGAUAGAAUGGGUUCUUUAGAUAGAGGAGCCAUAUCAAAGUCUCUUUUGAGGAAAUCAGGAAAGGAAGGACACAAACUUCAAGCUGAAAUUAGAAAAUUCAAAUGCCCUUUAGAUUCACUGAAAGUAUACAAAACAGGGGCGUACCUUCAAGGCUGCAAAUUUAUAUUCCAUGGUCUUUUAGAGUAUUAUGUAGUAAAUGGCACAAGUCAAAAGAAGCUGAAACGUUUUGUGCUUGAUUGCUUGAAAGAAGCUGAAAGUUGUAAUUGUAGCUCAAUAGCAUUCCCUGCUCUGGGAACAGGCAAUUUAAAUUACCCACUAUAUGAAGUCAAAGCAGCUAUGUUUGAUGCUGUUGAAGAGUUUAACAUGUCGUGCACAGGUGGAACAAGUCUUCAAGAUGUUAAGUUUGUCCUGUUUGAAUACGAAGCAUUUCAGGAUUUCAAAGCAGAGCAAAAUAAGAGAGAUUCAAAGCAGCCAUGUGCCCCUAGUUGUCAUACUUAUGGAAACAUAACAUUUAAAGCUGUAAAUGGCACAAUCAGAGAUAUUAAACAAGACUGUAUUUUAUAUCUCUGGGAAAGCACAGCAUUUUACAAUGCCAAAAAAAGGCCAGAUCAGCAUGUUCUUUUGAAAGAAAUUGAUGAGUAUGAUAGACGGCAAUUGUUUGAAAAAGUGUUCCCUCAAGGAAGAUUUACCAAUACAAUAGUCCAUACUUUUGAAUGCAGAAAGCUUGAUUACAAAGAUGUAAUACAUGCUCCUUAUGAAGAAAACCCAAGUGGAAAACAGAAGGCUGUGGCUAAUUUGCUCAAGUUUGCUAUUACCUUGAAGAAAAAAUCUGUUGGUCUCUAUUUUGAUGAUGCCAGUAAGACCUCUUUAUAGCAUAUUGUAAUAAAUUAUAGUCUACUCCAUUUAUAAGGAGAUCAGUUUUAACAAGGUACCGCUUACAACUUACAUUCUACUGUGUCCCGGCCUUUUUCAUUCUAUUUUCCUUUCAUUUUUAUAUGCCCGAAAGAAAUUCGGGCAUAUUAUGUUAUACCCCCUGGUGUCCGUCUGUCCGUCCAUCCGUCCGUUCGUCUGUUAGCAAUUUGGUUUCCGGAGCAUAACUUGAGUUCCAUUUGGCCCGCAGUAUUCAAACUUCAUAGGAUGAUUGCCCAUAUUGGGUAGAAGACCCCUAUUGAUUUUGGGGUCACAAGGUCAAAUGUCAAGGUCACUAUAAGCUAAAUACUGAAAAAGGUUUCCGGAGUAUAACUUGAGUUCCAUUUGGCCCACAGUAUUCAAACUUCAUAGGAUGAUUGCCCAUAUUGGGUAGAAGACCCCUAUUGAUUUUGGGGUCACAAGGUCAAAGGUCAAGGUCACUAUUAGCAUAAUACUGAAAAUGGUUUCCGGAGCAUAACUUAAGUUCCAUUUGGCCCACAGUAUUCAAACUUCAUAGGAUGAUUGCCCAUAUUGGGUAGAAGACCCCUAUUGAUUUUGGGGUCACAAGGUCAAAGGUCAAGGUCACUAUUAGCUAAAUACUGAAAAUGGUUUCCGGAGCAUAACUUAAGUUCCAUUUGGCCCACAGUAUUCAAACUUCAUAGGAUGAUUGCCCAUAUUGGGUAGACGACCCCUAUUGAUUUUGGGGUCACAAGGUCAAAGGUCAAGGUCACUAUUAGCAAAAUACUGAAAAUGGUUUCCGGAGCAUAACUUAAGUUUCAUUUGGCCCACAGUAUUCAAACUAUUUUGGGGUCACAAGGUCAAAGGUGUCCAUAUUAAGUAGAAGACACCUAUUGAUUUACGGGUCAUAAGGUCAAAGGUCAAGGUCAAUAUUAGCUUAGUACUGGAAUGGUUUCUGAAGCAUUACUUAAGUUCCAUUUGGCCCACAGUAUUCAAACUUCAUAGGAUGAUUGUCCAUAUUGGGUAGAAGACCCCUAUUGAUUUUGGGGUCACAAGGUCAAAGGUCAAGGUC